GCUCUCAUCUCCGGGUCUCUCGGAAUCCGGUAGAACUUCAAGUCUCUCCGUCUAUCUUCUCUGUUAUUGCAACCGACCGCCACACACGCCUUCACCAUUUUGAUUAUUAAUUUUAACGAGCAGAAAAACACGCCGUAAAAAGGAGCCGUAACAGGUAAACACGAUGUGUUGACGGACAACUGGGCGGCACCAGUCAGGAGGGCGGAGUUGUGACGUCAGAUGGGUAGGUUCUGUAGCCCGGCGUUGCUCGGGUUUGUGUAACGUGAACGCGAUACAACCAAAUGGCAGAUAAAACGUCAUUUCUUAGUGAUGCAGCAGUAAUGUAAUACCAGUAAAAGGACACCACGAAGGGGUUAAUGCGCAUCACUGUGUAUAGUAUUGUACAUGAGUUUAGAGAGUAACAUGAGUUAAGUGUACUUCCAUUGUGGUUGUUUGUAUUUUGGUCAUUCAGAGAAUGCAGCUGCCAGCUGGACAGAAAAGGUUUUAGAAGGGGACACAGACAAAAAAAAUCAUUAAAUAUAUAUAUUCGACGUAUUAUAAAUCGCGUAGCUGUCUCCAUUCAACUAUAUUUGCUAGGUAAUUUAAGUCGUGUUAUUGUCUCGGUCUGACUACUCUGACCAAAGGGACACACUUUGUGAAGGUGAUACCAAGUACCCGAAGAAUAAGAAAAGGGAUGAUAGGUGCAAUCAGUGAGAAGGAAACUGCUGCCAUCGGACAAGCCUGACCUGCCCCGCCAACCCACAGGGCGCAAGCGCACCACCAACCACUGCGCCCACCCCCACCAGCGGGGAACCUUAGGCCCAGCAUGCGAGCAAACCCCCGACCGGGGAGAGCAACAGCACGCAAGCGGAAUGGAGACAUGGGGAGAACAAGACGGGGCCACCACAUGAUGGAGAGAAACCAGGAAAGAGUCCACUUGAUGAACCUCACCGGCGCAAAGCCUUUCUCCGCUUGCGGUGUCACCAUGUCGCUUCUUGUUGUGAUGAUAGCCGCCUGCGCGACCUUUCUGACGUCCUCUGCGUCGGCGGGCUCGUAUCCAAGCCGUAUCUGCGUAGGUGAUGGGCAGGAGGUGAUAAUCAAUGGUUGUUUUUCGUUCCACCUCGAAAAGAAGAGCUUUUGGGAAGCCCAGAAGUACUGCCAGCAGCGGAACGCUCAUCUGGCCAUUCCCGGAGAUAAGAGGACGUAUUGGGUAUUGACUGCUAGGAUGGGUGACUUCCCUAAAAUUCCUUUUUGGCUGGGAAUGUACCGAAAAGCUUGGCAAACCGCCUGGAUAUUCGCGUGGACAUACGAAACCAAGGCUGUUGACUACAGACAUAUUGGAUUCAUCCCGUCGGAUAUGCAAACAAUGCGGCUUUGGGACGAUUGCCUAACUGUGAAUAAAGAGGGAUAUUACGAAGGAUAUGACUGCACCACUUUGACUCCAUUCAUCUGUGAAGCCAACGACGGUCCAGUUUGCCCGACUUGUAAUUGUACUGCGUGUCCCAGCUGCCCCGCCGUUUGUGCACCUCUCCCUGAACCAUGCCCUCCCACUCCCGCUCCAUGCGGGAUCCCUCCUCCCACCCCUCUUCCCAGUGGGGCCCUUCCUCCAGCACCUACCUGCCGGGCUCCUCCCCCAUGUGCUCUGCAUCCAGGACCAGGUGACGGCACACUUUGGCACCAGGCUUCUACACUGACCAAAGACGUCAAAGACUCGUGCAUGCUAGUUAUGUCAACUAACGCGGAAGGAUUCCUCGUUAGGCUUCUCAGCCUUCUCGGGGUGGGCCGCAGCAUCGUCAUCAGAGGACAAGUCCGAGCGGAUGCAGAGAGGGUCACCUUCCAACUGCACAUGGCCAACGGCACAGCGCUGAACCUGGGCUUUCGCAUCAGCGGGCGAGAGAUUGCGCUCGACUCCAAACUAGGCGACUCUUGGGACAUCGCGGAGGAGACAGAGACAGACUCCCUCCCCAUUGAACACGGACGCAACUUCGAGGUGAUCAUCCAGUGUUACGACGACCGCUUCCGCGUGACCGUUGACGGCAUCCACCAGGAGGAUUUCAAAUAUCGAGGCCUUGACCCGCAAAUCUUCACGGCGCUGACAGCACGCCGUGACGUGUCGCUGAUGGACGUCAAGCUGAUCUGAUGUCGUCGUUACGGAAAGAUGGAAGCGCUACCACCUGUCCGUCCGGGCGUUCGCUUCCUGUCUCCAGUUCUUCUUUUCUUUUUUUUUCUUUUUUUUACAGCCGAUGCUAACAGCACUUGGAUCUUAUGAUGGAAAAAAAAAUACUCACCUGUUUGCUUUUUUGGGUGAAGAAUCACAUUUCAGUACUAAUAAAAGGUUUUGGUAAUUUGUAAAUGAAGCAGUCGUUGAGGUCAAAUUGUAGGAAUGUAUUUCCCCCUCCCUGUCAAAUACGUUGGCCGAAAGCUAUUUGUACUGUUUGUAAAU
Messenger RNA from Corythoichthys intestinalis (scribbled pipefish), 2422 nucleotides. RefSeq lists its product as uncharacterized. Gene Ontology annotation, molecular function: carbohydrate binding. The record is from RefSeq and is a predicted model, not a curated record. The transcript is spliced from 10 exons. The coding region runs from base 806 to 2119 and encodes 437 amino acids. NCBI's taxonomy places the organism in Eukaryota, Metazoa, Chordata, Actinopteri, Syngnathiformes, Syngnathidae.